GGGCGGGGCCGGGCGGGGCCGGGCGGGGCGGGCGCCUGGACGCGAGCCUCGGGCGCCUAGCUGCCCAGACGGCGGCGGUGGUGGCCGCACGCGCGGCCCGUCCUCUGUCCUUGCGGCGCUCCAGUCCCAGCCCCUCGCACCAUGCGGCCGCCUGCGCCUCCCACCGUGCUGGUGCCGUCGGAGCGCGCGGUGGUGCUGCUGUCGUGCGCGCUCUCCGCAUUCGGCUCUGGCCUGCUGGUGGCCACGCACGCCCUGUGGCCCGACCUGCGCAGCCGGGCACGGCGCCUGCUGCUCUUCCUGUCACUGGCCGACCUGCUCUCGGCCGCCUCCUACUUCUAUGGGGUGCUGCAGGACUUCGCGGGCCCGUCGUGGGACUGCGUGCUGCAGGGCGCGCUGUCCACCUUCGCCAACACCAGCUCCUUCUUCUGGACAGUGGCCAUUGCGCUCUACCUGUACCUCAGCAUCGUCCGCGCCGUGCGCGGGCCCCGCACCGACCGCCUGCUCUGGGUCUUCCACAUCGUCAGCUGGGGAGUCCCGCUGGUCAUCACUGUGGCAGCUGUCGCCCUGAAGAAGAUCGGCUAUGACGCCUCAGAUGUGUCUGUGGGCUGGUGCUGGAUCGACCUGGAGGCUGAGGACCACCUCCUGUGGAUGCUGCUGACGGGGAAGCUGUGGGAGAUCCUGGCAUAUGUCCUGCUGCCCCUGCUGUACCUCCUGGUCCGGAAGCACAUCAACAGAGCGCACACGGCGCUCUCUGAGUACCGGCCCAUCCUCUCCGGGGAGCACCGACUGCCACGCCACUCCUCCGUGGCCGAUAAGAAGCUGGUGCUCAUCCCACUCAUCUUCAUCUGCCUCCGGGUCUGGAGCACCGUGCGGUUCGUGCUGACCCUCUGUGGCUCCCCCGCGGUGCGGACGCCGGUGCUGGUCGUCCUGCAUGGUAUCGGGAACACGUUUCAGGGAGGUGCCAACUGCAUCAUGUUCGUCCUCUGCACCCGCGCCGUCCGAACCCGGCUCUUCUCUGUCUGUUGCUGCUGCCCUUCUCAGCCUCCCGCCGAAAGCCCAGCCGGCACUCCCAAGGCUCCUGCACCCUCCAAGCCACGAGAAUCUCAGAAAUCCCAGGGGACCCCAGGGGAUCUUCCAAGCACCUAAGCUUUUGUCCUGCCUAGUUCCAUGCAUAGGUGCUGUCUUCCUGGGGACCAGCGCUUCUGUGAGUCCCUGCGGCAGGGGCAGGAGGGCGUGUCUGCUGCACUGGAAGACCCGCUAUUGAUGCUCUUGGCGCCAUUGGAAGCGCAGCCGCCAACUCAGCUUCUUCUACCUCCUAGAUCCUCAGGCAGCAAGUUCCACACGUCCCAGUGUCCUGGUGCACUGGAGCGGCCGUUCAUCUGCAUAAGGGUAGCAGUGAUGAGAUUCAGGAAAACCAGUGGUCCGCGAUUGCGGCCACGGUGCCUCUACCUGGUGGACCUCAGUGUCCUGAGGACCACACAGCACUGUUUACAGUUUGAGGGACCCACACCCGUGCUGCUAUCCUUCGUGCGAUUAUAUAAGCUGUCAGGGGGCCCCCAGAGAUGUGUCACCACACAGACAUCACAGAGCAGAUUCCUGGCUGGUCAGGGUGUUGGGCUUCUUUGGAGAGCCCGGCUGUCCUUGGAGAGUUUGCUCACCAGAGGAACCAGUUGCCUUUUACCAGGUGGAAGGUUCCCCUGAGGUUACAUGGUGAACACGGCCCAGCACAGCUGCUCAGGGACAGCAGUGUUCCCCCCGCUUCUGGCCCCUCCCUCUGUGGACUGCUAACCCUUGCUGUAGCUUGGGUUUGAGUUUCAAGAACAGACCAGAAUCCACACACCUGCCGCCAUCUGUCAAUCACUUCAGACACAGAUUCCUCCUUCCAAUUCCAGGGGUGGAACAAGGACAGGAAGAGGCAUCUCAGGGAACCCCGAAGAUCCCACUGUCUCUCCAGCUCCUUUCUUGUAAUCCUCCUGUUCUUGCAGAGACCAAAGAGGGUGAGGGGGCCUGGCUUAUUUACUUCUUAGUUUAGUUUUUUGUAGGUAAAGUGGCUGGAGAGAUGAGUAAUCCAAAUAUGAUUCCUCAGGCCAAGCACAGUGGCUCACACCUGUAAUCCCAGCACUUUGGGAAGCCGAGGUGGGUGGAUCACCUGAG
Cebus imitator (Panamanian white-faced capuchin) is the source of this 2154-nucleotide messenger RNA. It is a transcript of the gene GPR157, whose product is annotated as G protein-coupled receptor 157. The transcript has 4 exons. The record is from RefSeq and is a predicted model, not a curated record. The coding region runs from base 142 to 1146 and encodes 334 amino acids. Lineage: Eukaryota; Metazoa; Chordata; Mammalia; Primates; Cebidae. Gene Ontology annotation, molecular function: G protein-coupled receptor activity. Gene Ontology annotation, cellular component: plasma membrane. Gene Ontology annotation, biological process: cell surface receptor signaling pathway; adenylate cyclase-activating G protein-coupled receptor signaling pathway.